AUGAAUAAUGAUAAUAAUUCUGGGCUACAAGAAAUGAAGAUAUGUGAGGAUAUAGAAGAAUUAAUUGAAGAUUUAAUAUAUUAUAUUAGAACAAACGAUAUAGAAGAAGUAAAAAAAAUUUUAGAAGAAGAUUCUAGAAUAAUUAAUUUAAAUAAUAUUAAAGAUGAGAAUGAUAAUACAUUAUUACAUUUUGCUUGUGCAAAUAAUAAUAUAGAUAUGAUUUUAUUCUUACUUUAUGAAUGUAAUAUAGAUUAUAAUCAAUACAAUAAAAGUGGUAACAGUCCUUUGAUGUGGUCCAUACAAAACAAACAUAUAGAAUCUACUAGAGAAGUUUUAUUCUUUGAUUAUUAUUUAAAUAAAAUUAAAUAUAAUAAUUUAGAAAAGAAAAAAAAUGAAGUAUUUGAAAAUAUUAGAAAUGUUAUUGAUAAUAAUUUUAUAAAUCCUAAUUAUAGGUUAUCACAAAAUAUAAAAAAGAAAAUCAAUACAAUCGAUAUAUAUAACUUGUAUGACAAAAUAGAUGAGAAAAAUAUAAACAAUCAAAAUAUAAAUAAUAAUAUAAUUACAUGUAAUGAAAUAUUACAAAAUAUUAAGGAAGAACAACUUAUUCAUUAUAAAGAAAGGAAUAAAAUUAAUUUAUUAAAAAAAAAUGAAUUUAAUAAAAGUAUUUUAUCUGAAGCGUUUGAUGCACAGAAUGAACAGAUUCUACAUCUAAUUUUGAAUCACCCUAUAUCUGUUGUAUUGGAUAACCAAGAAGAAGAACUAGAUGAUGAUAAUAAAAAUAAAGAUGAUGUUGAUAAUAUAAAUGUAAAUAUGAGUGAAGAGUACACCACCAAAAUAAAUGACAACAACAAUAAUAAUAAUAUUAAUAUUAAUUGUAAUAGUAAUAGUAAUAGUAAUAAUUUUUGUGAUAGUGUGACUCUUAAUAUACAUAAUAAUGAAUCAAAUAAAAAAUUUACUACAAAUAUUGAAGAAGCUAAAAUAAUUCAAGAAAAGAUUUAUCAAUUAAAAAUAAAUAAUAACAUAAAAACAAAAGAAGAACAACCACAUAUUGAUAGUAAUAAUAAUAUUAUAAUACAUAUAAGAGAAAUUGGACUUAAUUAUUUUGGAGAUACUCUAGAUGAAUCAAAUGCAUCUAAUGAUCUAACUGGAAUUAAUAUAUGGGAAUCGUGUCUUGUGGCUAGUAGAUGGUAUAGUGAUUUAUGUUUAGAAAAUUUUUUUUUUAAUAAAAAUAUUUUAGAAAUUGGUGCUGGUAGUGGAAUGGCUAGUAUUACAUUAUUUAUAUAUUCACAUCUUUACAACAACAAUAAUAAUAAUAAUUAUAAUAAUAAUAAUAAUAAUAAUAGUGAGAAAGGUAUAAAUAAUUUAAUAAUUAGUGAUAUAAAUAAUAUAACAUUAAAUAAUAUUAAACAUAAUUUAUUAUUAAAUGAAAAUAUAUUAAAUUCUAUUAAUUUAGAAUGGAAAAAUAAAAUUACAGUUACUAAUAUCGAUUUUACAAAUAAAAAUACAUACCCACAAAAAAAUAAUGAAAUAAUAAAAUAUGAUUGUAUAAUAGCUAGUGAUAUUAUUUAUGAUCAUAAAAUAGUAUCAUCCAUUAUAUAUUUAUUAAAUACAACUCUACAAAUUAAUGGAACCUUUCUAUAUGUUUGUAAAAAAAAUAGAGACGGUAUACAAUUAUUUAUAAACGAAUUACAAAAUAAUAAUUAUACUAUUCAAUAUUUUACACCUCCAGAUGAAUAUUUUAAAAAUCCUUUUCUUAAUUUGUCUCAAAAUAUAUUUAAUAUGAAAUUCUCAGAGUUUGAUGAUCAAGAAAAUUUUAUUAUGAUGAAAUGUCAAAGGUUAUAA
Molecule: messenger RNA, 1842 nt
Organism: Plasmodium adleri (nom. inval.)
Lineage: Eukaryota; Apicomplexa; Aconoidasida; Haemosporida; Plasmodiidae
Product: methyltransferase, putative
Exons: 1
Coding region: 1-1842 (613 amino acids)
Cellular component (GO): nucleus; cytoplasm
Molecular function (GO): protein binding
Source: RefSeq, a predicted model, not a curated record